Molecule: messenger RNA, 1233 nt
Organism: Plenodomus lingam JN3
Lineage: Eukaryota; Fungi; Ascomycota; Dothideomycetes; Pleosporales; Leptosphaeriaceae
Source: RefSeq, a predicted model, not a curated record
AUGUCUCCGCUUCAGCGAACCCACAAGCUGUUCAGCACAUUGGCCAUCGUCGGGCAAUUUCAUGUUGCGGCCGCACAGCUUCGAAAUGAUGUAUCGCGUGAGAUCUACAAUCUCCAGAAUACCACACCAAAUGCCGAGUCAGCGCUUCCAACCCAGAUGACCAUGAAUGACAGUACCACCGAGGCUGUUUAUACACCAGAGCCAAUCUAUACCACAGAAUACGCCUCAGGCUCAUGUCUGGCCCCAACCACCACACGUUCCAUUCACAGCAUAGUCAUUCCCUCUCCAGGGGCUUCGCCGAUAGAGAUUACAGCCCAAAGCCAGGUCGUCACAUCAUACAUUCCUGAGAUGACCUGGUGCGUUGCGCCCGCAAUGGCUGUCUGGCCAAUCACGAACGGCCCACCAUAUCUGAAUUCCUCAACGACCGAGUACUCUACGUCUUAUGAAGGCACUGGAAGAUGCGAGACCGUAUUUGCGCCCAUUCAAACGACCGUUUGUGCGACCACCCUCACAGGAAUAGGGUCCAAGAUUUCGGUUACAGACUGUGAACAGCAAGUCACAUUCUCGACCGAGUGCGGAUUCUCACUGGAAAGACCAACGCCAACCCCCGCAACCACAGGGUUCUCUUCACUGAUAACGCCAGCGCCGAGUGUGAGGCGUUUGUUUACUUACUAUCUUGCUCCAUGGCAAGCGUUGACAGCAGGUGACACACCUUCAGAUGUCGAUGUGAAGAUUUGUACCGAGCAAGACAAUGGCACCCAGGAAUGUGUGCGCUACCAAGAAGUGUGGGAGGUCGUGAUUGUCACCUCGACUCGAACAACAGAGCGUACCAUUCAGGUCUCUACUACAGUCUCGGGGCCCGGCACUCUGAUAGUGGAGACCAUGACGUCCACUGUUACUGAUACCAUUGAAAGUAUCGAUCUUUCCACAGUGCUCCAGCUUGAGACUGAAGUUGAGACGGAGAGCAUAAGCUCGGGGAGAAAGCCGACUGCAACUGUGAGAAGCACGCAGGAGGUCACAACGACGAUAUACGUUACCAGGCAUUUAAAGCAUGCAUCUUCAGACACCUCUGAGCCGACCCCCGAGCUCACGACUGAGCUUCCUACGGAGCCAACUCCCGAGGGAACAAGUACUGUCUGGGUGACCUCAACUUCGACUACACAUGUUACGGGGACCAUAACGAUGAAACGGCCUCGGCCAGCACCGCGCAUGGCGGAGUUUGUUCCCUAUUAA